Aureobasidium vineae is the source of this 603-nucleotide messenger RNA. Lineage: Eukaryota; Fungi; Ascomycota; Dothideomycetes; Dothideales; Saccotheciaceae. The record is from the annotation of a GenBank genome assembly.
AUGCCUCUGGAAGUCCGACAAGUGGAAAAGAACGACAUCGCCGACAUCGCCAAGAUGGACCGCAUUGUCAUGAAAGAUGUCGGUAUCUCUAAUGCCAUCUGGAGAAUACAGGAGGCAGAAAAUAUCGACAUCACAUACGCGUUCGAACGAUUCAUCUCAAAUGGCAUGGAGCAUCAUGCAGAAACAUUCUGGAAGGUCGUCGACACGGAAAGUAACGAGAUGAUUUCGGUCGCCAAAUUUUCAUUUCAAUAUCAUGAAGGCGAGGCGUACCAAGAUACACCUGUGGAAGGCGAGGAACCUCCGCCUAAAAAGCUGCUGGAGUUUUUCACAGCACUCAAUGAAAAAUCGAACGAAUUUGCUAAGGAGAACUUUACGGGCAGACCGCAUGCGCGUACACGUGGAGCUGCACACAUGCUGCUCGACAAGGGCACAAAGAAAGCCGACGAAGCAGGACUGGACAUGUAUCUUCAAGCGUCUUUGAUGGGAGCCGAAUUAUACAAGAAGUUUGAAUUCGAGGUGGUGUCGGUCGAGGAGAUCGACCUGAGUCAGUGGGGAGUAGACAAGGUCGACACGCGCACGUACAUGAAGAGAGUGACUCGAGGA